UAAUUUACUGUUUUUUUUUUUGUUUAUUGUUUUAUUUCAGUGUGCAGGUCAACAUAUUUGUAUUGAUAUAAUGAGUGUGCUUCCAGAUGAUCUAUUGGUGCAUAUAUUGUCCUUCUUGACUUUGAAGGAGGCAGCCGCCACUAGUAUACUUUCUUCUCGAUGGAGAUAUUUGUGGACCUUCACACCUAAACUAGAAUUUGAUGGUAUAGAAAGCUUAUUGGAGUUGGAGUUGUGUGAAGGAAAACAAAUAAAUAUGUUACUCAAACAGAAAAGAUCGGCAUAUGUCAAAUGGGUCAAUGACAUACUAGCGUCACAUAAGAACUCAAACAUUGAGGUAUUCAAGGUGUUAUUUUCUUUAGAUGAUGUUUACGAAGACGACAUUGGAAAAUGGAUACGAUAUGCUUUAGCUAGGAAGGUUCAAACACUUGAGUUGAACUUAAAAGGAACUUACGGUUGUCAUACACAUGGAGAAUAUUAUUCUUUUCCGAACGAACUUCUGUGCAAUUCGACUGACUUCAAAUUCCUAAAAAGUAUCUCAAUGGAUAGUGUAGAUGUGGAUGGUGAAGCCCUGGAGUUCUUGUUAUGCAAUUGUCCUCUCCUCGAAAACUUGUCGGUUUCUCAGUCAAGAGACCUUUCGAGUCUAUAUAUUUAUGGCUCGUCUCGUUCAUUGAAACGCUUGGAAAUAAUUGACUGUCAAGAACUAGGUUCGAUUGAGAUCCAUGAUUCAAAUCUUGUAUGUUUGAAUUACGAAGGGCCAAGGAUACAUAUUGUUCUCGAGGGUGUUCCUCACCUUGUCGAGAUGUCUCUUGGAGGAGCGUUAACCUACUAUAUCCAAGAUGUCAUUUCGUUGUUCUCUCGCCAGCUUCCGCUCUUGGAGAUAUUGACAAUAGAUGUUAUAGAAGACAAUUUCUCGUGGCAAGUAUCUGAAAUGUUCUGUUCAGCUGUGAAAAUGAGCAAUCUUAAGCAAUUGGUGGUGAAAUUUCGUCUGUGUGAAGACCAGUCUCUCCUACCGCUAACUAAUAUCAUACGUGCAUCACCUUGCUUGCAAAGAUUUGUACUCGAGGUAAUCUAUCAAUCAAUCAAUCAUAGUUUUAUUUCAACAGCGAUAUGUGUUUUUGUAGAGAAGCUGAAAAUUGGAUUUGACUGCCGUAAUCUUGUUUUGUUUAUUGUCCUAAUUUUGUAAUUCUCGUGUUGUGCUUUUUGUUUGUAGGGAAUGUGGUCCGGCACAAUUGAGGCUGUGGAGAGGGAGGUGGAAAAGGUUUCGACAAGUAAAUAUGUUCACUUAAAAGAGAUAGAGCUUUUGGGAUAUUAUGGUCGUACAAGCGAUCUUGAAUUCUUUAUGCAUUUAUUGGAGAAUUGUGUUUCACUCGAGAAAAUUGUUGUUGAUCCGCACGAUACUUUUCGUCCCAGUUUAAAGUUUAAGGAAGCUUAUGAAAAGGAGGAAAAGGAAGUAAGGGCUCGCACCGUUGAGCAACUCCGAAACAAAGUGCCUCCCCUUCUAAAUUUCACCAUCCUGGAGUAAUGGAAUAAAAACAAGUUUUAUUUAUUGUUUGAUUAGUUUAAAUACUGUU
This is a messenger RNA of Erythranthe guttata (spotted monkey flower), 1571 nucleotides long. Lineage: Eukaryota; Viridiplantae; Streptophyta; Magnoliopsida; Lamiales; Phrymaceae. The record is from RefSeq and is a predicted model, not a curated record.